Messenger RNA from Lolium perenne, 702 nucleotides. The record is from RefSeq and is a predicted model, not a curated record. Lineage: Eukaryota; Viridiplantae; Streptophyta; Magnoliopsida; Poales; Poaceae.
AUGUCAGAACCAGGUUUUCACUCUCGUGCGGAUAUUCCCGACCAUCUUCGUGAAGCAGUUGAUCGUCACAUUUCAGAUAUGUUUCCUGGUGAAAUGCAUAAUGAUUUACGUUCUAAGCUUAAAGAAAUGUUGAAGACUUUCUUCACUUCCUCAAAGAUAAGAAUGGGACAUGGUCUUGUUGACCACAUGCGUGAUAUGGUUUCUCUUUUGUCAAUUGAGUUGAAAAAGCAGCCAUGUACUUGCAAGGGAAAGGAGCCUGAAACUGAAAAUGUUGUUGGAGGUAGUUCUAUGGCCCAGAAGUAUGAUGCCUAUGCAGACACCGAUUCUGAUGAUUGUCUUGAGCGUUCGGAGCUAACUGAGGAAGAGGAUGUCCAUGUAACUGCUUUGCAUAGAUUGUUGUUUGCUGAUGUACUUCAGGCUCCUAGGAAUUACAUUGAAGGUAGCGAGAAAAUACUUGAAGUUGGUGGAAAGUCUGUCAGCUGGCAUAGUUUCUACCUUGCUAUGAAGGGUGGUGGGUUUAUGGAUCCUUCUGUUAUGGAUGUUUUUCUUAAGUGCGUUGAUGAUGGUCUUGAUUUCUUAUUUAUUCCAAGCUCUUUGGCGCAUAUUCUUGAUGUGGAUGAGGCGGACCCUAUUCAUCUUGCUGCAAGUUUUGCUGAACAUGAUCUGAAGUACUAUAAUUUGAAUAGGGAAGAGUUAUGCUGA